Miniopterus natalensis is the source of this 1760-nucleotide messenger RNA. Its product is annotated as diphosphoinositol polyphosphate phosphohydrolase 3-alpha. Gene Ontology annotation, cellular component: cytoplasm; nucleus. Gene Ontology annotation, biological process: diphosphoinositol polyphosphate metabolic process; adenosine 5'-(hexahydrogen pentaphosphate) catabolic process; diadenosine hexaphosphate catabolic process. Gene Ontology annotation, molecular function: bis(5'-adenosyl)-pentaphosphatase activity; endopolyphosphatase activity; diphosphoinositol-polyphosphate diphosphatase activity. The record is from RefSeq and is a predicted model, not a curated record. Lineage: Eukaryota; Metazoa; Chordata; Mammalia; Chiroptera; Miniopteridae.
UGUCUUAGGCUCGGGGCUCGCGGGCUGAGCCGCUUCUCUCUCCCCGCCCCUCGCAGCGCCUCUUUCUCUCCGCAGCACCUCAGCCGGCGGCGGCGCCCGGAGCAGCAGCGAGCGCGGGAGCAGGCGGCCUGGAGGAUGAAGUGCAAGCCCAACCAGACGCGGACCUACGACCCGGAGGGUUUCAAGAAGCGGGCGGCGUGCCUGUGCUUCCGGAGCGAGCUCGAGGACGAGGUGCUGCUCGUGAGUAGCAGCCGGUACCCCGACCGCUGGAUCGUGCCGGGCGGGGGCAUGGAGCCCGAGGAGGAGCCGAGCGGCGCGGCCGUCCGAGAGGUGUACGAGGAGGCGGGAGUCAAGGGGAAGUUAGGCCGGCUCCUGGGCGUCUUCGAGCAGAACCAGGGUCCCAAGCACAGGACCUACGUGUAUGUCCUGACUGUCACUGAGGUUCUGGAGGAUUGGGAAGAUUCGGUGAGCAUUGGGAGGAAGCGAGAGUGGUUCAAAAUCGAAGAUGCCAUCAAGGUCCUCCAGUGCCACAAGCCCGUGCACGCCGAAUACCUGGAGAAACUAAAGCUGGGCGGUUCCCCCACCAAUGGAAACUCCGUGCCCGGGAGCGACCCCUAAUUUACUUUGAAAGAAUCAAGUAUGUAUACCCAGUGAUGAAUGGAAUUGUGAAGCACAACUCAUACUAUCAAGAACGCAGCUCAUCCUAUGCUUUUGGACACUUCUCCCCUGUUUAUUACAAUGACAAUUUUCCAAGCUGUUGCACUACCACUGUAUCUGUACAGAUUUCUAAUUUGGCACUUAUGGCCUUUUCUGUGCUUUUAUGAUUGUGUCUGUAUUUCCCACCAGUUUAAAUGGCCUUGAGUGCAAGGGCCUUAUUUCCUUAGUCUUUUUAUAUAUCUAGCAUACAAGAUAUCACUUGAAAUGUAGACAUCACUGAAGAUUUGUCUAAAUAAUAUUUUAUAAUGACACUGAGUGGUAAAGCUUUCACCUUCUAAUUGGGUGUUAGUACAAUAAAUGCUCUCUCUAACACACAUGUGGCUUUUGUACAUCAGGUGUCAAGUGUUUCAAGGCAUCUGUGAGAUAUCAGAAAGCAAAAAUUCUGUGAUAUUAUGUGCCUCCUGAUGGUAUUAUAUACUAUACCACCUAUCAAAUAUAUUUGCCAAUAUUUUAGACUUAAAUCUAACUGUGCCUCUAGCUAUAAAUCCUAAUCUAUAGAAAAUACAGGGAACAGAGAAACAUACACCAGAGAGAUGAUAUCAGCAGAAUCCAGACUGUAGAAAAUUCUACAGGACAGGUGACCCAGUUUCUUCAGUAAAUGAAUGGCCUGGAUGAAAGAAAUGGGAGGAUGAACCUAUAGAUUAAAAGAGACUUAAGAGACAUAUGAACCAAUUGUAACAUGGAUCUUUUUUGGACCCUGAUUUGACCAAACUAAAAUACAUUUAUAAGGCAACCUGGAUAAUUUGAAAAUUGACUUGAUAUUUGAUAUUAGUUAGGAUAAUGGUGUUGUGGUUAUGUUGAAAACAAAAGAGUUGUUAUCUUUUAAAGACAUAUUCUCAAACAUUUACAGUUGAAAUGAUGUCUGGAAUUUGCUUCAAAAUAAUAAGACUGGAUGUUAAAUGUGUUGGGAGAUAUUGAUGAAAUAAGAUUGGCCUGACUUGAUAAUGGUUGAAGCUGGGUGAUGGCUAAAUGAUGGUUCAUUAUAUGUUUCUCUCUACUUUUGUGUGUUUGACAUUUUCCAUAAUAAAAAACUAAUUUAAAAA